GCCCCGGGCCUGGAGGCCGGCAUUACAUAACGGCACCGGAGCGAGCAGCUGCAGCAUCUCAGCAUGCGGAUUAGGGAUUACGUUGAUUCAGCAGAUUGUCCUGUGCAUGUCUGAGAAAGAUUACACCAGCAGAGUUAAGAAUACCCGUUUGCUGUGAGCAAAGUGGAGCUGUGAGCCACCUUUGGGUGGGGACCUUGCUGUUACAGCCCAGUGUCACAGGGAGCUGCCAGUUCUCAUUGUCCUGUAUGGACAGGACAGGUAAAAAGCUAGAGAAGCCACGUGAGGUCCCAUGAAAACCAGAACCAGCUGCUUAUAAAGUGCUGUUGCCUCUGACCAAGAACAAAAAUUGUUGUGGGAAUAAUAUGCGAACAGAUCAUGAAGAACUCUGUGGCACCAGUUAUGGAUCUUUUUGUCUAAAUGGAGGGAUUUGUUAUAUGAUUCCUACUGUAUCCAGUCCAUUCUGCAGGUGUGUUGAGAAUUACACAGGAGCUCGUUGUGAGGAGGUUUUGCUGCCCAGCAUCAAAUCCCAAACACAAGGUGACCUGUUUGCAGCUUUCUUGGCUUCCCUUCUUCUUCUAGGAGUUCUUGUAAUUGGAGCAUUCUACUUCUUUUGCAGGAAAGUUUCCAUUCCAAGGACAAGUUCUUCAGAGUGUGGUGCCAACCUAGUUGAAACUACAAGCAGCAAUGGCUGCAACAAAAUAACAACAGCCUAAAGCAUUAGAGUGGAAGAAUGGUGGAGAAACAACAUGCAGAGCAACCCUAAGAAUCUAAAUUGUAGAGGGUGACACGGUAAGCAAGAUGAGAGAAGAAAGUUGACUGAAACAGGAGGCUGACAUAUUGGAGAAGACAUCUAAGACUUAAACAGUUGCACUUAAUGGAGUUUCUAUGUACUUUUAAAACUGUCAAUUAUACAGAAAUCACUAUAAUUUAUGUUUGAAUUCUGUGAGAUUUUUUUAUGCUUUUCAAUAAUGCACAGCUAGAUGCAUGAGAUAAUCUUGGGUUUUACUACAUGGGAAAUAAAAAAAAUACAUUUUUUUUCACUGCACAGAGAAUAUGAGAUAUCACAGGAUUUUAGUGUGAGGUGAUAUUAUGAAUUUUUGAUAGGGGUUUUUCAUUUUUCACAGGAUUUCCCCAGAGGAGCUGAAGCCUAUCUUGAGUCAGUAGUUUCAAAAUUGAUAUUUGUGAUACAUGUCCUGAAUUUGGCUUGUUCCAGACACCCUUACCACAUGUAGGGGGAAAACCCUAACCUUUCUCCCAGCUAAUACUUACUUUUAUUUAUUUUUUUUUUUAAUUGUAACAGAACAUCAGCAGGAGGUACCAUUGGGAGUUUAUUGCCCAGGUUCCUGGCACACUAUUUUAAUUAGAAUAAAAGGGAAAUAUUAAGAAAAGAGAUUGGUAAUGGUUAAAAUUUUUUAGGCAAAGUUUAGUGUACAUUUGUAAUACUAAA
Molecule: messenger RNA, 1447 nt
Organism: Melozone crissalis (California towhee)
Lineage: Eukaryota; Metazoa; Chordata; Aves; Passeriformes; Passerellidae
Gene: NRG4
Product: neuregulin 4
Exons: 7
Coding region: 363-713 (116 amino acids)
Biological process (GO): nervous system development; animal organ development; intracellular signal transduction
Molecular function (GO): chemorepellent activity
Source: RefSeq, a predicted model, not a curated record